AUUGUUUGACAAACAAGUGGUAGUGUCUUCGUUGGACUUGCGAUAGGAACUAGCCACUAUUUUAACAAACAAGUUGCAGUUGCGCAGCGUUUUCAACGAGACGAGACUUUGUCGGCGGGAACGGAUUUAAAGGGAGGCAUAACUUUAACAUGCGAAUUUUGGGAACGAUUCUUCUUUUCAAUGUUCUUCUUCUUGCGAAAGGAUUUAAAAUUCUUGUUCUCGUACCGUACAGCGGAAAGAGUCACUGGUAUGUCUUUCGUCCAAUUCUUGAGGAACUUGUGAAACGCGGAAAUGACGUGACAGUCGUUAGUAAUUUUCCUCGAGAAAAACCUCUUAAAAACUAUCACGAUAUCAGCAUCGCUGGACCACUGACUGUGUCUAGCCAUACUAAGAGCAUGAAUGUUAUUGGCUCACGUAGACCAGUGGAGGAGAUGAAGGUGAUUUUGAAUAAAGGAGUAGAGGAAGUGUGUCGUAAGGCUUUAGCGCAUCCAAAAGUUCAAGCCCUUAUUGAGUCAAACGUGACGUAUGACAUAAUUAUCAAUGAAGUAUUUAAUACCGAUUGUUUUCUUGGUUUCGUAUAUAAAUUCAAAGCUCCCUUAGUGGGGGUAAGAACGGCGUCCUUAAACCCGUGGAGUAACGACCGUAUUUGGAAUCCAGACAACCCAUCCUACAUACCAAAUUCAUUACUGGGAAAACCAUCGCGAAUGAAUUAUUUCGAAAGGCUUGAAAAUUUCGUAUGGCUCUGGUACUACAAGAUUCUCUAUAGGCAUUACGACCUUAUUUCUACCAACAUAGCAAGGGAACAUUUUGGCAAAGAUAUGCCAGAACUAAGUGAAAUCGCAAAAAACACUAGCUUGAUCUUGGUGAAUUCCCAUUUGGCAUAUCAGUACGCCAAACCGCAGGUUCCUGGCGUCAAGGACAUAGCUGGCAUUCACCUCGAACCUAAUAAAACCAUACCAAAGGAGCUCAAGGACUGGAUUGCUGGUUCUACCAAUGGAACAGUGUUCAUCAGUUUUGGUUCCAUGAUCAGGUCUUCGUCAAUAUCAGACUCCAAGAGGAAGGCCUUCUUCGAUGCUUUUUCCGAAUUACCAUUUCGUUUCCUUAUGAAAUGGGAGGCUGAUAAUUUGACGGAUGUACCGGAGAAUGUUAUGAAAUUUCAAUGGGCGCCACAGUAUGAUAUUCUUUGUCAUCCUAAGAUCAAACUUUUCAUAUCCCAUGGUGGUAUGUUGAGCACGAUAGAAGCACUGUAUGCUGGCAAACCAAUGAUCGUUAUUCCUGCUUUUGGCGAUCAGCAUACCAAUGCUGCUCUUUUGCAAGAAAAAGGAUUAGCUGUUGUUUUACAGUAUUCUGCAAUUACGAAGGAUGCUGUUAUCGAGGCAUUGAAAAAGGUUUUGUAUGAUUCCAGUUAUCAAAAAAAGGCUGAAGAAAUGUCGGAGGUCAUACGUGACCGUAUUGUUCCGCCUGUAGAAGAGGCUGCUUACUGGAUAGAAUAUAUUGGCAGACACAAAGGAGCACCAUUUAUGCAAAUUUCAGCUCACGGGAUGCCACUGUAUCAGUAUCUUCUCUUGGACGUGAUUGGUACACUUUUAAUUCUUGCGAUAAGCGUUGUACUGAUACUUUUUAUUUUUUUGAGACAAAUAUUUUGUUUUCUGUUCGAAACCUGGCGAAAGGUCAAUGAUAAAAAUGGCAAUGAGAAGAAGAAAAAUUGAUUGUAAAUUUUUAAUUGUUUUAAGUACGUAAAAGUAACUCUUGGUUCUACAAGCGAAUUGUAUACGGGAGUAGCGACCAAAGUGUGAAGUACACUCGUUCCUACAUAACAGUUGUUUGUGGUACCGCAAACUGGUGGUAUACUGUACCAGCAAGCCACAAUAGUACUAGGGCAACUAGCAGAAAUGCGUUGUAACAUAGUUUUACGCGUUAUUAAAUUUAAAGUAUUUCAACGAGCUUGUUAUAACCAAAGAUACAUAAAUUACCACGGAAUAGAUCGUUUAAAUAUUUACAAAUUUCAUAUUCGCAAACAAGCUACAAUUAAACCAAUGCAUUGUGCUGUCAUCAUAAAAAUAAAGUUAUACACAUA
Molecule: messenger RNA, 2077 nt
Organism: Cephus cinctus (wheat stem sawfly)
Lineage: Eukaryota; Metazoa; Arthropoda; Insecta; Hymenoptera; Cephidae
Product: UDP-glucuronosyltransferase 2A3
Exons: 6
Coding region: 150-1709 (519 amino acids)
Molecular function (GO): UDP-glycosyltransferase activity
Source: RefSeq, a predicted model, not a curated record